UGCCAUUGCCUCUGCCAUUCCAGUUCGCGUUUGUUGCCCGUGAAGGAUGCCUUCUGCCAACCCUAAACUAGAAAAACAGGCCUCUACGGAGGCCACCGACCCAAUACGCCAAGCCAUAAUCGUUAUCGAACACAAGAUAAGGAAUUUGGAGAAGCGUAAGGGUAAGCUAGAGGGGUACAGGGAUCUACAAAAGAGCGGCAGGGAACUAGACAAGGACCAGAAAACAGCUGUAGCUAAGUACGAUGAGGUUUUACAGACACUUGACAUCACGAAGGAUUUGUACAAGGCGAUUGUUGGAAUUGCAAAUGACUCAGUUAAACAGCAGAAAAAACUCGCGAGGAAGGAGGCUUUGGAGAGGACGCAGCAGGAUAUCGCCAAGGUUCGAGAAGUCCUCCUAAUCCAGGAUGUCUUGAAUAACAUCGGUGCUGAAGUAGCCCGUGAGGAUUUCCUCGCAGGCAACAACGGUGCGUCAAAGAUCACCGAGGAGGAUCUGAAGUCCCUGGACGAUCUCUACAACGAAAUAACCGCAAAACGUCACUCCGAGUCCUCAGACACUCCAUUCCCCCAACAACUCCAGAAAGCAGCGGAGCACUACAUCGCUAUAAUCGAGGGUAAACAGAGGGAGUUCAUUGGUACCACUUACCUCAAACUGAAGGAAAUAAUAACAUCGGUCCAUCAGUGUGGUUACUUCGAUCAGGCGCCGGCACAGGAAACUGAAACGACAAUUGAAGUGACAACUGAAGCUGUUUCUGAGCUUCGAGUUAAUGAUGCACCAGAGACAACCGAUGACUACACCACAGGCGAUGUACACAUUCCAGCCCCCGAAUCAAUGAUCCCAAUGUCCAACUUUCCAGUUCAAGUGACACCAGUGCCAGUUGUAUCAGCCCCAGGACCAAUUCCAGUUGUUCCCCAGGCAAUUCCCCCCCAUCCAGCACCAGUGGAGACUAAUUAUUACGGCAAUUCAGGAGCAUUUGUACCACCACCGAGUCAAACACAACCACCAGCACAGGCCCAACCGCCUCGUAUCAACGACGUCAUCGGUGGCACACCAAAUUUUUUCUUCCUCCAGGAGUCAGAGCUCGAUACACCGGAGGUUAACAGUCAACAACCUAUCGUACCACACAUUCCACCAGUCAAUGCCCCCAUACCCACCCAGACAUUCACCAAUCAGAGCUUCAGUGGGCCACCUGUGCAAGUGCCACAGCAGGUGAUUUAUCCCCAUCCACCGCAGGACAUCAGUCACAUUCCUGGAUUUGCUAAUCCAAAUCCACCUCCGCCUAUACCUAUGCCACCAUCCCAUCAGGGGACUAUGCAGUACAGUCCACAACAUCCAGCGGGAUAUCAGGGACAGGGGAUUCAAGGAUAUGAGGGAGUUACUGAGGCUGAGGCACAAAUUACUGGAGAGGAAAAAGGCGAGCAACGCCAGGAAGAUCCAUCAGUCGUAACAACAGAUGUGGAACGCCCCAGUGAACCGGUGGACUGGUGCCAGAUGACCGACAACGCUGCUAUCAAUGAAUGGAAUUCAGCGGACGUUGAUCAACAACAAUCUGGCCAGCAGGACUCGCAGAGUGGUCAGCAGGCCUGGGGUGAACAGCGGAGUGGUUACAGGGGUCGUGGGGGAAGACGAGGCAAUUCCAAUGGUUACAAUGGUAGGGGAAGGGGUUCAAAUGGCGGUUAUCAGCAGAAUGGACGCGGAACUGGUCAAGCUAACUACUACCGACAUGAGAACAGCUACCAAAACGGUUACCAACGCAAUUAUCACAAUGACGGUAGUACCGGUGGUUACAACGGCAACUUCAAGCGCACCGGUGGUGGCACAGGAGGAACCGGUGGCUCUCGAGGUGGUCCACGAGGUGGCGAACGCUCAGGAAUGGAUCGCGGUCGUGGAGGACAAUUUCGAGGUCAGAGAGGCGGCGGAGCUCGUGGAGGCUAUGCACCACGAAACAACAAACCGCAGGCGCAAUAAUAACUUUCACCAACGCAACAAGUAAACAACACAAACGUCUGAAAAAAAAGUUGAAUGAAAACAGUAAAAUAAUACACACGCAGUCGUAAUUGUACCACAGGUCAGACCUCGGUGAAUUCGUUUGAAGCAAAAAUUUUCAAAACGUCGACUCUUCCCAUUCGUUUGAUAAAUUAGUGGGCCAGAUUACCAAGUGUUAUUUAAAUUUCUUGUAAUGUUGAGGACGUCAUCCCCUUGACUUUUGAAUUUUGAUUUAAACGAAUUACUGAAUUCGAUUGAUGAACGAGUGAAGCAGUGGCUCUCUCAUCGUUUGACACAAUGUGGUACGAUUGUUAUGACAAGAAUAAAUAAUUAAACUACACACGACAAUUGCUGGUGUAUUAAGCGAAUUGGCUGGAUUCAGCGAUGUUGACACUAAUGGGAAAAGAAGUAUGAUGAGAGAAUUAGUGAAACACCAUGCAAGUAUUACUGUGUUGUGACAGAAGGCAGUUUUCACAGGGCAACAACAGCUAAUCAACAAAGAUUAGGGAAAAAAAUGAAACAAAUUAAUAAUUUUAUUAUAUUAAAGAAUCUUAAUGAAGGAUAAUACAAAGUGAAUGAUGAGAAAACACGCAUUUCAAAAAAAGGAAAAAAAAUGUAAAAAAAAGAGAAAAUAUAUAUUAAAAAAAAAAUGAGGACAUAGACACACGUGCGCGCAUUAAAUUUUUUGAUUGAGAAACGUAUUUAAUGUACAUCGAUUCAACAAACGUGGUUGGGGGUGUAGACACGUGAGAUUAUUCACAAAGUAUUCACACGUGGUUUAUUGAUAUCUGAGAAUAUUUAUUUUUUAUUGGCUCAGUGGGAGAGUAAUAAACUGAAUUUUUCAAUUUGUCAGAAAAUCAUUGAAUUUUUAAAAAAUUAAUUUUCGCAGAGUUCGAUUUCCUAAAUGAGAGUAAAACAACUCCUGUAAAAUUUCCUCAUUAGAUCGAGAAUUUCGCGAUAUAAUUUAUUAAAUGAUUCAAUGUACGCGUUUCAAAACGAAGGAGAUGUUUUUGAGAGUUGUCUCAUCGUCAUUUAUUUACAUAAUUUUAUUAAAAAUAGUAUGAAAUUAAUGAAUUACAUAAGGUAGAAUAAUUCAGUUUUACAAUCUCCCACUGAAUUCAAUGAGUCAAUAAUUGUUGAUAUUGAUUCAUUAAGAACGAUCAGACACUAAUUACCUGGAAUCCCCACAGCUCCGUAUUUGACUAAUCGACUCAAUAUUUAUUCUCCCUUAAUUCGUUGGCGAAACAAUUGAAGUAAAUUAUCAAUUCAUCAUCUAUUCUUUUCUUUGAAUGUUUGAAAUCAGACAUUGUUUCGAAUAAAAUAGCAUCCGAUUUAUGUCAAAGUGAAAUAAAAAUGAAUUGAUAAUAUUUUCCACUGGGUUUAAUGCGUUAAUAAAUAUUGAUGCUGAUCAGCAAAAAGUGAUAAUUCAUCGCAAUUACUCCAGCAAUAUGUGAUCGUCCGCACGAUAAAUGAAACAAUUUAAUGAAUGAAAUCAAGGAUUAUAUCGCUCACGAAAACAAAUAUUCUCAAUUUUUGAUUGUUAUUUUUUUUCCAGUUGUACGUAGGAAUAUUCGUGCCUGAUUUCGUUUGUUCACGGAGGAUAUUUUCAUUUAUCACGGGAUAAGUUUAAUAAAUAAUGGAGAAUACGGUGAGACUUGAUACAGAGCCCGCGACGUUUUAGAAUGUAAGUCGAUUAAAAUGUACAAUUUAUCACGGAGGAAGUAGUUGGAAUGCGCCAAGUCAAAUAAUUAAAAAAAAAAGUUCUAUAUUAAAAAAACAGUGAAAAUCGUGCUCAUCGACAUUCAUCGACAUUGCACGGCACACGAAUGACGAGAUAAUAUGUGAAAAUAUGUACCGUAUUGUAUUUUGUUUGUACAUUUGUGUUUAAUCACUCCCUUGUUCACUUUAUUAAUGAUUCAUUGCUUUCGAGCCGUUUUUACGAAUUACCUAUGUAUCUUCCAAAAAAAAAUAUCAACUACGAAUUUCUCCCCCCUGCUAUUAGCCUACUAUCACGCUCGGUGUGAAAAAAAAACAUGUUCGCUUAGUUCUUUAAGAUGUUCUCAAGAAAAAAAAAAUGAAGAAAAAAACGUUUAAAUAAAUAACAAAUUGCCAGCA
This is a messenger RNA of Diachasmimorpha longicaudata, 4099 nucleotides long. RefSeq names its product caprin homolog (gene Capr). Gene Ontology annotation, cellular component: cytoplasm. The transcript has 5 exons. Gene Ontology annotation, molecular function: RNA binding. The coding region runs from base 47 to 1966 and encodes 639 amino acids. NCBI's taxonomy places the organism in Eukaryota, Metazoa, Arthropoda, Insecta, Hymenoptera, Braconidae. The record is from RefSeq and is a predicted model, not a curated record.